AUGACUUGCAUAUCCUCCGCUACCGUCUCGCUCGCCACCUCAUCACUGAAGUCGCUGAAGAAUCCCAGAACGACAUCGACAGCCGCAAGAUCGAUCAUCUGCAAUUAUUCGCACCUGUUGAAGGACCGGAGAUUACAACAACUCGUGCAGCAGGUUCUCACAUAUCCAACUGAAAUGAUCCCGACCAGGAACGUGAGUGCAACAAUCGGGACCACACUUGCAUUUGACACGGGCAGGACGGAGAAUGCCGUUAGCACUGGACAAUCUAGCGACCUCAUCAAUGCAAUGGCACUCGGCAUCUUCACGACAGAUACCAAGACGACCUUCCGCUGUCCUACGGGAAACUGCACUUGGCCCCCUUUCCAAAGUCUUGGCGUAUGCAGUGAGUGUACCGACAUGGGCGCCAUGGACGCAUGUGCCGGCGGCAACACAGGAUCCAUGUAUUACGGCAACCCGGGCUGUCUUUUCAGGUCCUACGAUCCCAAUCCUCGUGGCGAAAUGCUGUUCGUGAAUGCGACUUCAGCAUUCUCUUGCGCCGCGAGCACCUUCGCCAAUAUCAGCGUAAUCUACGAAAAUGCCGGUGGUAUGACUCCCUGGGCAUCGCGGAGGGCGCACAAAUGCAUGUUCUCAUUCUGUCGCAAAUCAUACCAGAAGACCACUUUCACCGGAGAUGUCUUGAUGGAUACUGCUUCGCAGCCCAAGGCUUUGAUUGCCGGAAUCACAGGCUCUGGCCCGAAUAGGACAGGUCUAUGCCCGUUUCACGUCCGUGCAGAAGGCAAUGAUGAUGACGAGACCUACUGGAUUAAUGGCAACGACAUCGACAUUGUCGGAAUCGCGCUCACGUCUCUAUUCUGGUCAUCUCUGAACACGAAUCUAGGUGCUAAUAACCAUGUAGCCGCAGCACUCUCUCGUCGUAACGGUGGCGACAUUCCUCGGACCAUGGAUGAUGUUGCCACGAGCAUGACGAACCAGAUACGACAGGGCCCGAACGCUACCCAGAUUCAUGGAACUGCGCUUGUACCUGUGGUCCACAUCAAAGUGUCAUGGCCGUGGCUCAUUUAUCCCGCAACCUUGGUGCUCGCAGCUGUGUCGUUCUUGAUUGUGACGAUAGUUCUGUCCCACAAGCAACGACACAUUGCUUGGAAAUCUUCUACUCUUGCAACGAUGUAUCACAGUGUGCACAGUCAAGGGACUUCUGAUGCAAGACUAUACACUUCGAAGGCGAUGCGAAACGCCGCAAGUGAGAGACGAGCCCUGCUGAGUCGUGAUGAGGAGGGAGGGUUUGCUCUUAUAUACAAGAGGUAA
Pseudocercospora fijiensis CIRAD86 is the source of this 1305-nucleotide messenger RNA. RefSeq lists its product as uncharacterized. The record is from RefSeq and is a predicted model, not a curated record. NCBI's taxonomy places the organism in Eukaryota, Fungi, Ascomycota, Dothideomycetes, Mycosphaerellales, Mycosphaerellaceae. The transcript has 2 exons. The coding region runs from base 1 to 1305 and encodes 434 amino acids.